Metschnikowia bicuspidata var. bicuspidata NRRL YB-4993 is the source of this 282-nucleotide messenger RNA. RefSeq lists its product as uncharacterized. The record is from RefSeq and is a predicted model, not a curated record. NCBI's taxonomy places the organism in Eukaryota, Fungi, Ascomycota, Pichiomycetes, Serinales, Metschnikowiaceae. The transcript has a single exon. The annotation marks the transcript as partial.
ACGGCCACCGCGGCAGAGCCGGUGCAGCCAAAUAUGGAAACCGUGGCCAUUUUGAAGCGGUCCAUGGCCAGCAGCAGUAGACUCAUCGGCACAUUCACGGCGUUGAAAACCACGUACAUAAAGCUCUGCAAGGAGUUCAAUUUCCUCUUGGGCAAGUUCAAUGAGAACGAGCGCAUCAAAAUCGAGCUCAUCCACGAAAACAACGAGCUCCGGAAGCUCCUUUACGAGACAAUCAAGGAGAAGGAGCUUGACCGGAAACAGUACAAGGCCGAGCUUGUUGCC